This is a messenger RNA of Nothobranchius furzeri (turquoise killifish), 1189 nucleotides long. It is a transcript of the gene cdk1, whose product is annotated as cyclin dependent kinase 1. Gene Ontology annotation, cellular component: nucleus. The record is from RefSeq and is a predicted model, not a curated record. Gene Ontology annotation, molecular function: cyclin-dependent protein serine/threonine kinase activity; ATP binding. Gene Ontology annotation, biological process: mitotic G2 DNA damage checkpoint signaling; G2/M transition of mitotic cell cycle; protein phosphorylation. NCBI's taxonomy places the organism in Eukaryota, Metazoa, Chordata, Actinopteri, Cyprinodontiformes, Nothobranchiidae.
UGAAUAGUAUCAGCGUAUCUUAUUGGUGCAUUUUGAACUGCCACUGCACUGCGGUCUAUUCAAAAGAGUUAGUCAACUGCAGUCAGCUCGUGAGCAACCCGAAUCAGAAACGACACAAAGUAAGGCAAAGAUGGACGAUUAUGUCAAAAUAGAGAAAAUUGGAGAAGGCACCUAUGGGGUCGUGUAUAAGGGCAGGCACAAGGCCACAGGGCAGAUUGUGGCUAUGAAGAAGAUCCGUCUCGAGAGUGAGGAGGAGGGUGUUCCCAGCACUGCUGUCAGAGAGGUGUCUCUACUACAGGAACUCAAACAUCCCAAUGUUGUACGACUCUUGGAUGUCCUGAUGCAGGAGUCUCGUCUCUACCUCAUUUUUGAGUUCCUGUCUAUGGACCUGAAGAAGUACCUGGAUUCCAUCCCCUCUGGCCAGUACAUGGAUCCCAUGCUGGUCAAGAGCUACCUUUAUCAGAUUUUGGAAGGAAUUUAUUUCUGUCACUGCCGUCGAGUCCUCCACCGGGAUUUGAAACCUCAGAACCUGCUGAUUGACAACAAGGGUGUUAUAAAACUGGCAGACUUUGGCUUGGCUCGGGCCUUUGGUGUUCCUGUCAGGGUCUACACCCAUGAGGUUGUAACUCUGUGGUAUCGCGCUCCAGAGGUCCUUUUGGGCUCAGCCAGGUACUCAACCCCUGUGGAUGUUUGGAGCACUGGAACUAUUUUUGCUGAGCUUGCCACCAAGAAGCCGCUAUUCCAUGGAGACUCAGAGAUAGACCAACUCUUCAGGAUUUUCAGGACACUAGGAACCCCAAACAAUGAUGUGUGGCCUGACGUGGAGAGCCUCCCUGACUAUAAAAACACAUUCCCCAAGUGGAAAUCUGGAAACCUACCAUCCAUGGUGAAGAACCUGGACAAGAAUGGAUUGGACCUGCUAGCGAAAAUGCUGGUUUACAAUCCUCCAAAGAGAAUCUCUGCACGUGAGGCCAUGAAACACCCCUACUUUGAUGACCUGGACAAAUCCACCCUGCCAGCUGCUACCAGCAAUAACAUCUAGGACCCAUUUACUCAUUCCACUUCAACGCAUUCAUUUCCUCUGGGAAUAUUCAUCUGUAAAUACUUCUCUGUUUGUGUGUGUGCAGACCAUAAAAAGUGUAAUGGCUUUCAAUAAACCUAAAAUUAGCAUGAUUUGCUUUUAAACUGA